CAAUGGCUGCAGAGUUUUUUAGCAAUCAAACUGGAUAUAAAAGUGUCGCACUCAUAUGCCCGUAAAGCACUGACACUCUUCGUACUGGAAAAAACAAUCAUCAUGGGAAGGAUCAUCUUCUACGAGGAUCGUAACUUUCAGGGUCGUUCCUAUGAGACCAGCAGUGACUGCCCUGAGCUGACCUCAUACCUGAGCCGCUGCAACUCCUGCAGGGUGGAAAACGGGUGUUUCAUGCUCUAUGAGCGCUCCAACUAUAUGGGUCACCAAAUGCUGGUGAGGAGAGGAGAGUACCCUGAUAGCCAAGUACUGAUGGGCAUUAGCAAGAGUGACUGCAUCAAGUCCUGCAGGAUGAUUCCAAUGCAUAGAGGUACAUUCCGCAUACGGAUCUUCGAGAGGGAGAACUUCUCCGGACAGAUGCAUGAACUGAUGGAUGACUGUGACUCCAUCCAGGAACGCUUCCGCAUGUCUGAUUGCCAGUCCUGCAAUGUAAUGGAGGGCCAUUGGCUCUUGUACGAGCAACCCGGUUUCAGGGGCAGGAUGAUUUACCUCAGGCCUGGAGAGUACCGCAGCCUCAGAGACAUGGGAGUAGGCCCAAUGAAUAUUAGAAUCGGCUCCUGCAGGCGCAUCAUGGAGCCAUGCUAGAUACAACUAUAUUACCAUUAAAGAAAUAAAAUAAAUCUGCAUGUUA
This is a messenger RNA of Astyanax mexicanus (Mexican tetra), 688 nucleotides long. RefSeq names its product gamma-crystallin M3. Gene Ontology annotation, biological process: visual perception; lens development in camera-type eye. Gene Ontology annotation, molecular function: structural constituent of eye lens. Bases 103 to 642 code for a protein of 179 amino acids. The transcript is spliced from 3 exons. The record is from RefSeq and is a predicted model, not a curated record. NCBI's taxonomy places the organism in Eukaryota, Metazoa, Chordata, Actinopteri, Characiformes, Acestrorhamphidae.